CGUUGCAAUCGGUAUAUAAGCAGCUGCUGGCAGCUUGUCUCGUACCUACUUGUCUAUAUCUCUAGUCUUCAUCUAUACGCUUCAACAUGUCUAACAACAAGAUCGUUCCUCUUACCAUUAUCAAGGGCGCCGGCCAUGAGCACAUCCCUAUCCCCGAGGGUGAAUGCGCUAUUAUCGCCGACUUCCACUCAAUCAAAUCCCAGAGCUCACACUCUACCCCUUACCUGACCACUGGAUUCUACCGUGUUGUGCCCGGACCUACACGAUACGGCGAGUACGACUACGAGGAGACCAAGUAUGUUCUCAAGGGCCAAAUCGACAUCACAGAUGAAGCCACUGGCAAGACCCACCACCUCGUUGCUGGAGACUGGGCCUUCUUCCAUGUUGGAUCCAAGGCUCAGUUCUCAACAAAGACUGAGGGUGUUGCUUUCUACGCUGUCACCCGACCAAUGAACGACGGCCACCCUAACCUUGUUGGCCGCGAAGAGAGCACUUCAAAGUUAUAAAAGUCAAUGCUAUCAUAGCCUGUUAGAUAAACUCCAAUACACGAUUCAUAAUAUUUCGUCUGGUCCAGGGUAAUCCUAGUUCUAAGUGAUUACAAGUCUCAGGAAAAUGAUGUUUACUGGAUUUGACUGAAGAACCUUGC
Molecule: messenger RNA, 646 nt
Organism: Aspergillus caelatus
Lineage: Eukaryota; Fungi; Ascomycota; Eurotiomycetes; Eurotiales; Aspergillaceae
Exons: 4
Coding region: 87-506 (139 amino acids)
Source: RefSeq, a predicted model, not a curated record